Molecule: messenger RNA, 3221 nt
Organism: Adelges cooleyi (spruce gall adelgid)
Lineage: Eukaryota; Metazoa; Arthropoda; Insecta; Hemiptera; Adelgidae
Product: solute carrier family 12 member 9
Exons: 15
Coding region: 152-3010 (952 amino acids)
Biological process (GO): chloride ion homeostasis; potassium ion homeostasis; cell volume homeostasis
Cellular component (GO): membrane
Molecular function (GO): potassium:chloride symporter activity
Source: RefSeq, a predicted model, not a curated record
UUAACUUAAAUUCGGUUUAGUCGAUUAGUCCAAAGUUGCGUUAUUAAAGUAUAUAGUUUAUGUUUUGUGUACUAAUUUUAUAUCAGACGUUUUUUUCAAUUAAUAAUACUAUAUUAUUCAUAACAUAAUAAUAUAUGUAUAACUUUAAAUAAUGGCGGCUGCGGAAAACGGCGAACGUACAGUUAUCAAUGGCUUAUCACAGAAUAAUUCCUAUCAAACGUUUACAAAUAACUCAAUUUCAUCAAACAUCAUCAAUUAUCAUAUUGGUCGUUCCUCAAAAGUAACAAUGAAUUCCUCUGAUCCAAGUCCCUCGCCAACCGGGGUGCCGUUUUCGGGAAGUAUGGGCGAAAAAAUACCGCUAGUCAGUCGUCGGCGACAGAUAUUAGAUUACGUUUCACGUAUAUUCACCAACAACACUAGCGACAGUGAAGAAGUAACUAAAAAUGGAUAUGUCGAAUUUGGCAACAUCAAUGAACCAACCAGCGGCCGCACUCUCGGUACUUUCUCCGGGGUGUUUGCCCCUGUGUGUCUCUCAAUGUUUAGCGCCAUGUUGUUCUUGCGAGUGGGAUUUGUUGUUGGAAAUGCUGGUCUAAUUGAAACACUUUUACAAUUUGUUAUUGCUUAUAUAAUAAUUGUUUUUACUGUGAUGUCUGUUUGUGCUAUAUCAACCAAUGGUGCUGUUGAAGGCGGUGGCGCUUAUUUUAUGAUAAGUAGAAUAUUAGGGCCUGAACUAGGAGGCUCUAUCGGCACGUUAUUUUUUUUCGCGAAUAUAGUAAGCAGUGCCCUCUGUAUUGUAGGAUGUGUAGAAGGCCUCAUUGACAAUUUUGGAGACUCUGGUUAUUUAAUGCAAAAUAUAUUAAAUGACGGUCGUUGGUGGAGGUUCAUCUAUGCAUCUUCAUUAAAUUUUUUUAAUUUAUUAAUUUGUUUGAUCGGAGCAUCAUUGUUUGCAAAAACAACUGUGACGAUAUUUGCUGUUGUUGUGAUGUGUUUGCUAUCUGCAUUUAUUAGUUUCUUCCUGAAACCUCCAUUACAAAUCGAGGUGCCAGCUGCAAAUACUUUUGUGAAUCAAACAAACGAAACUGUGUUCUUAAAUUACACGGGUUUUAGUUUGACCACUUUGACAACAAAUUUAGGUCCAGAUUUUGGAUUUGAUUAUACGUCCAGCAAUAUAGCCGUCACUUUUUCAUCUGUGUUUGGUGUACUAUUUUGUGGCGUCACAGGAAUUUUAGCUGGUGCUAAUAUGUCUGGGAACUUAAAGAAUCCAUCUCGCAGUAUACCUCGAGGAACAAUGGGCGGAGUAUUGUUUACGUUUAUUUCAUACAUUUGUCUAUCUAUUUUUGUCGCAGCGACAUGCUCUCGAGAGUUACUUCAGCAGAACUAUGUAUUUUUAAUGCCUAUUAACAUUUGGCCUCCAUUCAUUUCCAUAGGUAUUUUGACUGCUACGUUUUCAGCUAGUCUCAGCUGCUUAAUCGGUGCUAGUAGGGUACUUGAAGCAUUAGCAAAAGACUACAUUUAUGGUCGGCUAUUACAUUUUGUCAAUUAUGGAGUUUGGCGUUCAAAUCCAAUAGCAGCAGUAAUUUUCUCUUGGGCAGUCGUACAGAUUAUUUUAUUUAUUGGAUCACUCAACUUGAUUGCUCAGUUGAAUGCCAUUUUGUUUUUGUUGGCUUAUGUAGCGCUGAAUUUGACGUGCCUUGGCUUAGACCUUACUUCGGCUCCCAAUUUUAGGCCCUCUUUCAAGUUUUUCUCUGUAUGGACCUGUUCCAUAGGAUUAGUGGGAUGUGUUGUGAUGAUGUUUGUCAUAAAUCCGUUUUAUGCUUCAACGAGCUUUGGAUUAUGCCUUUUAUUGAUUCUCUUGCUGCAUUUAUUUUCUCCAUGUAAAGCCACGGAAUGGGGAUCCAUAUCUCAAGCAUUGAUUUUUCAUCAGGUACGCAAAUAUUUACUGCUUUUGGAUCCAAGGAAGAAUCACAUAAAGUUCUGGAGACCUCAGAUGUUACUAAUGGUGGCUAAUCCUAGGUCUUCGUGUCCAAUGAUUACAUUUAUAAACGAUCUAAAAAAAAGCGGUUUGUUUGUGUUAGGACAUGUUAAAGUUGGCGAAACAGAAACCAAUUUGGAUUAUACAGAUACCUACAUGCCAAACUGGCUGACUCUUGUCGACCACGUCAAAGUAAAAGCAUUUGUUGAACUGACAGUAGCGAGAAGUGUGCGAGAAGGAUUACAUCAUCUAGUAAGAAUAUCGGGUAUGGGAGCGAUGAAACCCAAUACUGUAGUUUUUGGAUUUUACGAUGAUAAAGUUCCAUUUGACUAUUUUACCAGAUUGGAUUCAGUUUACAAAACAGUCACGUUCCAAGGAGUAACUGUUAAUGAUGAAAAAUUUCCUCUUAGGUCGCCAAACGAUGGAAAGCAUUUAACGGCUUCUGAAUUUGUUUCGAUGAUUUGUGACGUGUAUUUAAUGCACAAAAACAUUUGUAUUUGUCGUCACUUUGAUCUCUACAACAAGGCAGACAUCAUUAAGAAUCCCAAGUACAAAUACAUUGAUGUAUGGCCAGUUAACUUUCUUGGGCCAUCUAUGAACGAUGCGUACGAUACUUCUAGUUUGUUCAUGUUGCAACUGGCUUGCAUCAUUAAAAUGAUAGCCGUUUACAAGAAACAUAUAUUACGCGUCCAUUUACUCAGUAAUAACGUCGAUAUAGAAAGUCAAAGAGGGCAGUUAAAAUUGCUGUUAAAUAAACUCAGGAUAAAGGCUACAAUCCAUGAGGUAAAGGAAUGGUCCGAAGUCGAAGGAACUAUGGAAACUGAUAGUAAAUCAUAUAUAGCUAGUGUUAACCAGCUAAUUAGAAAACAAUCAGCCGAGACCGCCAUAUGUUUUGUAUACUUGCCGAUACCAAAGGAUCCUCGUGGAUCAGAACUGCAGAAUGUCAGUUUCUUAAACGCUUUGACAGAGUUGACUAAUAAUUUGCCACCUACAGUUCUCGUACAUGGAGUAAGCGCAGUCACAUCGACUACAUUGUAAUGAUUUUUCUUCUGUUGAGCAAAUGUACGUGUCUUUAUCAUUUUGCCUUAUAUCUACAUAUCUCAUUUUUCUUUUUUUUAUCUAAGUUAAUGUGAUACAUUUUUGAAAACAUAUUUGUGUGUAAUUAUAUAUAAUUAAUGAUAAUUUAUUAACAUAAAAAUUGUGUGAUUAUAAAAAGAUGAAUUUGUUUUGAUUUUAUACAACAUGUAUG